CAGGGCAUGAAGUGGGGCUUCCUGGCUACAGCUGGCCUGCCUGAAGAGCCCUACGGAGAGCCGGCAUGGAGGAGGAGGAGGAGGAGCCCAUGGAAGAGGUGCCGGAGGAGGGGGCCUCGGAGCCCCCCGUCUCGGAGGAGGAGCAGGAGCAGGGGGGGGAGGAGGAGGAGGACGCCGCGCUGCUGCGGACCUCCUCCACCGCCCUGGAGGUGGAAGAGGAGCUCAUCGUGCCGACUUCCACCACGGCCGAGGACGACGACGACGACGAGGACACGCUGGAGCCCCGGUCCACCACCUCCCGAGAAGAGGGGGAGCGGGGGGGCCUCCGGGACACCUCGCUGCUGCUGCCGCCGCCGCCCUCCUCCUCCGAGGACGAGAGCUCCGAGUCGGGAGCCCCCCGAGAGCAGAGGAGCCCCCCGAGCGGAGCGUCUUCGCCGCCGCCGCCGCCCCCUCGGGAGGACCUCUCCUCCGCCCCCUCCUCGCUGACCACGUCGCCUCUUCCCUGGAAGGUGCCCCCGGAGGAGGGCGACGUGAGCGCGGAGGCCGAGCGGGGCCUCCCGGCCGCGGAGAGCUCCGGCAGCAGCCCCCCGCGGGACCAGCAGCUGGAGCUGAAGAAGGCCAAGAAGAAAGUCGCGGCCAAGAAAGGGGCGCUGAACUACACCGUGAGGCCCGUCGUGCCAGCAGAAAAGGCCGAGCUGCUGUCGGUGGCCAAAGCCAUGCACCGCGAGAACUUUGGCAAGAACGUCAAGGAGCUCUUCCACCUGGAGAAGGAGGCAGCGCUGAGGUCCAUCGAGACAGGAGCUCUGCUGCCAGGGACCGAGAGGCUGCUCUGGACGGGAUGCGGAGAAGCAAGCCCAAACUCAAUCCAGAGAAGACGGAAGUGCUCUGGGUUGGGAAAACGGAUCAUCCGAGUAGUGAGGUCUCUACAUUGGCUGGCGCUGCCCAGAAUACCUGUGGGACUGCUUCCGCGUGGGCGACGAGUCCAAGUGUUUCUGUGGGCAUCUGCUGAAGCAACAUCAGGUCUACGUAGAGCGGCGGGCAACCGUGCCCUGCACCCUCCCCGGCUGCCGCUGCCCGGGCUUCACCUUCAUCCCAUCCCACCCGGAGGAAGUGGGCGAAUUCUGGCUGCGGAGGAGGACCGGGUUCGAUCCGGCUGGCUGGAGGGCCAAGUGCCGCUGCAAGCACACUCACGAGGAGCACGCCCCGGCCGGAGCCCGCUCCUGUGGGGCCCGAGGGCCCCGCAGGAUUCUGGAGAAGGACGACAAGAAGGCCUGAGGGUGGCCUGCAGCCGGGACUCCUCCUCGUGCCGCUGGAAGGCAAUAAAGAGAGCUUGCUCCCAGCACGGCGGCAGCGGUCUCUGGGUGUGUGUGUGGCGGGGCGCUGGGGGGGGGCGCUCUGGCCCCCUGGCCUCCAUCCCAGGCUGCAGGCCUUGCAGCCAGCAGAGCGUCUUUCCGGGGGGGGGACUCAGGGAGCCAAGCAGAGAGCCCAGCAUGGCCCAGGCAGGCAGCCCUCUCCUGGCUUGGCUGAGAACCCUGCCUCCAUCCUUCAGAGCAUCGAGACAGCCCUGCUGGAUCAGGCCCAAGGAAGCCCGCCUAGUCCAGCAUCCUGUUUCACACACGAACCCACCAGAUGCCUCGGAGAAGCCCACAGGCAAGAGGGGAGGGUGUCGAGGAACAGUUGCCUAGGCCACCACUUUGCCACCACGUGUGGAGGCUCUGCCCUGCUGGUACCACGAGACACGGAUCUCCCCGGAAACUACCCGUUGAACUGCUGCCACCAAGUCGACUUUUGUGCUUUAGGCCGAGUCUCCCACAGCAGCCUUUCAAACUUCUGUUCCCAAAACAAACUUUGGUAGAGGGGGGGUAUAGAGGCCUAGAGGUGCUGGAGAAACAGAAGCUACAGUUUUUCGAUAAACAAGAAAUUUUACUUGGCAAUUAGUUCCAUCAAAAUUUGCUUCACAAGCUUAGUAUAUAAAAAACAAAACCAUCAACCAAAGGAGCAUAGGGAACAAGCAAAAGGUGCUCAGGAAUGCCUCCACGGACCUGACUCUCACGGAGCCCUAACUCCGAGGCCUGGGUGAUGACACCCGUAGCAACAAUUAGUUCUUCUCCCUCAGUUCAGCCUCCGGUUCUGUCCUUUCCAGGGCUUGGUGCUUUCCUCUCUGCAGAGAUUUCACUUCUCUGCCGGUGAUUUUAACAGCUCUGUGCCAGCAGUUCUUUAGUCCUGCAGUGGGGGCGGAGGCACCAUUGGCCCAAGGGGUUCAAAGAACCCGGGCCGCGCCCAAUCAGGGGCCAUGCCCCCCCCGCGCCUGACGUCAGACGCGGGGGUGCUGGUUUAGCUCCAGAGCGGGGGCCACGCGGCCCCUUCGGGAGCUAAACUGAGGCUGGCACUGCGUUCACAGUGCAGCCAGGAGCGGCUCUUCCCCGCAUGGCCCCUUCGGGGGUUGAACUCUGGGAGCCAGACCACGCCACCCACGGCUGAUGUCAGACGCGGGGGCGGGGUCAGCCGCACCCAGGCCGCCGGCCGGCGGUCAAGCUCCGCCACUGUCCUGCAGCCUCUCUUCCUCCAAAUCUUCUGCUUUGACUGCAAGCUGAACUCUUCUCUCGGUCUGCAAGACACUCUCCAACUCUUUCCAACUCAGCUUCUUCACUCAUCAGCUGGUGACUUCAGACCAGUGUUGUUCCAUACUGGAAACCGAAAUUCCCUACCAGAGGCCCAGAAAUUCCCUAACUGCCCUUGAAACUCCCUGCACGAAUUAAAAAUUAUAUAUGCAAUAGACAGAAAAUUGAUCAGUUAUUUCUAAGUUUUCUCUCUCUCUCAAAACAAUUUUUACUCAGCAAAAGGCCACACACUUCCCAUCAUCAUCCCAUAGCAAAACACUCUACAGAAGAAUAUAUACUCGAUCGAGUUCAAAAUAAUAAGAUGUGUUUAUUUAAGAAGUAAGUAAGUAUGUGUGCACUUUAGGAAUACACAACAAUACUCCACGUCGCGAUUUCAGUUCUUGGGUAGCAAUGAUGUAAAAUAUAAGGCAACAAUUCUGCAACUCUGAUAUACCUGGUUUGUUUUUGGUAACAGACUCAAGGGUUUCCUCACAUUCUUCCCCAAUGGCAAAAAAAAUGUGGGGGUCUGCUUCAGGAAUUUCUGCUACUCUUUCCCCCAAUUGGCCAGCUAAAAUGUAAUUUUGCAUCAUAGUGAGAAUGAUUUUCUCACUUUCCUGCUGAAUACUAUAUACAAGAACAUUUUUCGUUUGAAACAGAGCAUUGGAAGUGUCAAAUACCUGCAGGGAGUAUUUCAGGCUUUGGCCCGCCUAGGGAUUUCUUGGCUCCUGCAAACAUAGGUCAGCCCUGACCAGCCUGUCUUUUGCACUAGCAGAUGUGAAGAAUUGCAGCAGCAAACACACCCGGAUGAGGAGGAGCUAACCAGCUCGUGUUCAGUGGUUUCAGUCAUUUGCACCAUCUAGUUGUAGUUGCUCAAAAGGCAGAAAGUUAUCUCCUCUAGUCAGAUAAAGGAACAACAGGAAAAUAAACUAUCUAAAACUCCCUGCAUCACUUGGAUU
Molecule: messenger RNA, 3556 nt
Organism: Hemicordylus capensis (graceful crag lizard)
Lineage: Eukaryota; Metazoa; Chordata; Lepidosauria; Squamata; Cordylidae
Gene: FAM221B
Product: family with sequence similarity 221 member B
Exons: 7
Coding region: 66-1685 (539 amino acids)
Source: RefSeq, a predicted model, not a curated record